UCUCUCCAUUGUUACCAGAUAAUAGCGCUUGCUCAUAAUAAAGGAUUGGUGACAAUAAAUGAGCUGGCCAGCCGCGGGAAGAAGACUGUCAUCUGCUGCCAAAAUGAAGCACGUCGUAUUCAUUGUCGUAGCUGUAUUUCUCGGUAUUGUUGGAUGCACGCAUUCACAAGAGAAUUUACCUUCCACCGUCUCUCCUGAACUUCAACAGAUCGCCGGUGUGGUGGAGGACCGAAUCCCGGAUAUUGUAAAGAAAAUAAACAAAUCAGGGCUGUCCGUUGAAGAAGGCACGAAUCGUUUUAGAGAAAGAUGUGUAAAGAACGCCGGACCAGACGCAUAUGAUCUUAUCGAUCGCGCCCAAGUUGAAGCGACACAAUGUAUUCAGAAGCUCAUCAACGUUACCGAACUCUACGCGGAGAUGGAAAAGUACAAGCCGACAGGUGAUCUGGAUAUUGUCUUCAGGGAAUAUUGCAGCAAGCGCCAAGCUAUACGAACUUGCGUGAGCAAUUUCACGAAUACGAUGGCGGUUUGUCUGGACGAGAAGAUGAGAGAGAAUAAGAAAAUAGUGAUGAACAUAACUGACUCGCUUCUCGAGUUUGUCUGCUACAAAGAAGGGGAUCGAAUCGCCCUUUUCAUAUCGGCUGGAGGACCAGAGUGCUUUGAAUCAAAAACGCAAGAAAUUUUAGAUUGUGCCAACAAAACAUUUGGUAAUAACGUAUCAAAAUUGGAUUUUGAUGGUUUUCCUUUGGGAUUUGAGAAUUUCUCGGGUUGGGAGUUUAAUCCUAAAGAAUGCAGGAACGUAAACAAAUUGCAAAGCUGCGUUGUGACAGAAUUAGAAAAAUGUCCGGAUCCUACACCUGCGAAUAUAAUGGAUUCUGUAUUUAAUUUUAUCAAGAGAGUUACGCCGUGUGAGAACAUACUCGCAGAAAGUGCUGCUGCUACUGGUACACAAUCCAGUGCUUCGCAUGUGGGCGCUCUUACAAUUAUAGCAACUCUGUCUACUGUUUUAUCUGUAGCAAGCUAUAGUUUCAUCCCUGUAACGGUAUGAAUACAUACAGGUACAGCUUUAUUCCAAAUAUGUGAAGAUACGAAUAGAGAUAUAUGAAAGUUUACAUGUACCAGUAGUGCUAAAUUUAAUGUAACAAACAAGAACUCACAAUUAUGGACAAGGGUAUUAUACUUUCAAUUUUUGUUCUCUUUUUUCUAUUUUUUUUUACAAAAUAAGAUUUGAAUUUCUUUUUCUCGCAUAGCUAUACUUUCUCUUAUUACAAAAGUAAUACAAAAAUUGUUC
This is a messenger RNA of Acromyrmex echinatior (Panamanian leafcutter ant), 1288 nucleotides long. Its product is annotated as 27 kDa hemolymph protein. Lineage: Eukaryota; Metazoa; Arthropoda; Insecta; Hymenoptera; Formicidae. The record is from RefSeq and is a predicted model, not a curated record.